Molecule: messenger RNA, 1074 nt
Organism: Durotheca rogersii
Lineage: Eukaryota; Fungi; Ascomycota; Sordariomycetes; Xylariales; Xylariaceae
Exons: 1
Coding region: 1-1074 (357 amino acids)
Biological process (GO): protein phosphorylation
Molecular function (GO): ATP binding; protein kinase activity
Source: RefSeq, a predicted model, not a curated record
AUGCCCGAUCUUUACUACAUCGAAGGAACGUCACAUGGAUGUGGCGAUGGAGUCACCGUUCGCAUACGUUGGAACGGCGCGAGAAUAAUAAUAUACCUCGAUCCAAACCCUUAUCUUGGUGCGAUAGAGAAUCUUCUUAUCGAGAAAUAUACAUCGGCAUGUCUUCGCGGUAACGAGGACGAACAGGACGCGGUUGACGACGAACUCCUUGAUGCCGUCAUUGGAGCUGGAGAGUCAAUACUUGAUCAUCUUGUUCCCCCAUCAGCAGAACCCCCGUCCGACCUCCAUUCAAUUCUCCUUCCGCCGCAAUAUUCCUUCAGUCUUACUACCGUGGACGGGACGCCGAAGCUCCUUCGGGAAGGAUCCUAUCGUCUGGAACUAUCCGAAAUCCCCGGGAAGGGUUACAAAAGGGACCUUCCUUCUCUCAGCCCACAGUUGCCAAGUCCACAGUUUCCAGUCUUCAACGUCCAGCUCAAGGUCAAAGAGGACCUUGGACUGCCUAGAUAUCUAACCACGGGGAUCCGGGUGCUCAAAAAGCUGUUGGGUGAUGGUUAUAUCUCGCAUGUUUUAGUGGACGGACGUGAUACGUGCGCCAAGGUUGGCCGUGAGUUUGAUGGAGGAGCUAUGCAGCGGGAACUGGACUGUCUCAGCAAGAUUACCGCCUACGCUACCCAGCAGUCCUUGAAAAUCCACGUGCCAAAACUUCUAGGACUCAUCGAGAUGCCUGAUAAUGGAAACAUUAUUGGAAUCCUCGAAGAAUUAAUCCCGCAUCCCAAGGACCCGGAAUUAUCAACGUUAGCAAGAAUCGAUGAUAUAUCCACAAUUUCUAAGGAGCGAAGGGAGACUUGGGCAACCCAGGUGCGAGAGACAGUCGACUGGCUGCACGGGAAUGGCAUCGUCUGGGGUGACGGGAAGGCGGACAAUGUUUUGAUACAUCCCGAUACUGAUGAACCUUGGCUGAUUGAUUUUGGUGGUGGGAACACACGCGGAUGGGUGGAUGAGCAUCUAGCCGGGACUUCUGAGGGCGAUGAUCAGGCGGUAAGGAGGAUAUUCGAGUUCCUGGAGGUUGCCUAG